AUGUUCACCGGCACCCCUCGAUACCGACCCAAGACGAAGUACGUCGUCAAAGCCGACUUUCCCUACGAGUGGUAUUGGCAGGGCAAGCCUCUUCGAAAAGGCUACAUCCGUGGCGAGCACAUUAUGCCUCAACCUGUCGGGAUUGCACCUCGACUUCGAGAUCCCUCUCCUGCCGCGAGACCUACCUGUGCUCGAUGUGGGCACGAGUACGAGCAAUCUAGACCUCCAACGCCAAGCGCCAGUGGGGACACUGAGCGCAACACGCACAUUGUCACCCUGACUGCCCCACGGCUGGCCCACGUACGGUAUACUGCCUAUAUUGUCAAGAGUAUCACCACGUAUGUCAGCACACUGCUGUUCCUGUUCCUGGUGUCCAGCCAGCUGAUGCUCCAGCCCCAACCGCCCGCACAAGACCAGCCCAGCAACCGCAGCCGAGAUGAUCGUCGCUUCGAGAACUAUGUUUCUCCCAACGUGACUGAUGAGACUACUUCGGUGUCUUCGGUGGAUAUGGGUCCCAGUGAUAGGGGUGUGGAAGAAGUUCGUAAUGGGCAUCUUAUUUUUGCCAUUCCCGUGGAACUGACCGAGUGA
Penicillium longicatenatum is the source of this 588-nucleotide messenger RNA. RefSeq lists its product as uncharacterized. The coding region runs from base 1 to 588 and encodes 195 amino acids. The transcript is spliced from 3 exons. The record is from RefSeq and is a predicted model, not a curated record. Lineage: Eukaryota; Fungi; Ascomycota; Eurotiomycetes; Eurotiales; Aspergillaceae.